Anopheles coluzzii is the source of this 2911-nucleotide messenger RNA. RefSeq names its product glycerol-3-phosphate dehydrogenase [NAD(+)], cytoplasmic (gene Gpdh1). Gene Ontology annotation, molecular function: NAD binding; protein homodimerization activity; glycerol-3-phosphate dehydrogenase [NAD(P)+] activity. Gene Ontology annotation, biological process: glycerol-3-phosphate catabolic process; carbohydrate metabolic process. The record is from RefSeq and is a predicted model, not a curated record. The coding region runs from base 247 to 1317 and encodes 356 amino acids. Gene Ontology annotation, cellular component: glycerol-3-phosphate dehydrogenase (FAD) complex; cytosol. The transcript has 8 exons. Lineage: Eukaryota; Metazoa; Arthropoda; Insecta; Diptera; Culicidae.
CAUAAUCUUGUCAGUAGCUCGUUAGCGCGCCUUAACAAGGUUGGCGAGUUGGGUACUGUGUUAUCGUACGAUGUGGAUGGUUUUUUGCACUUAUUUCCAAUUGUUUGCGCGAAGAGGACGCAUCGUUUCGAAACUUCCGACUGGUGGUGUGUUCAUUCCUCCUGCGCUGCUGAUCCUGUACUCUUGAGUUCCUGUUCCUCUGUGCGCUGCAAAAAGUCGAUACCGCCCCUCACCCCGCCAGCAACCAUGUCUGAUAAGGUCCGUGUGUGCAUCGUCGGUUCCGGAAACUGGGGAUCGGCCAUCGCCAAGAUCGUGGGCGCCAAUGCCAAGCGGCUGGCCACGUUCGAGGACCGCGUCACGAUGUACGUGUACGAGGAGAUGAUCGAUGGCAAGAAGUUAACGGAAAUCAUCAACACGACGCACGAGAACGUCAAGUAUCUGCCUGGACACAAGCUGCCCGAGAACGUCGUCGCCGUUCCGGAUGUGGUGGAAGCUGCCAAGGAUGCCGACAUUCUGAUCUUUGUCGUGCCGCACCAGUUUAUCCGUGGACUGGGCACGCAGCUGCUGGGCAAAAUCAAGUCGACGGCCGUCGGUCUGUCCCUGAUCAAGGGCUUCGAUGUUGCCGAGGGCGGUGGCAUGGAGUUGAUCUCGCACCUGAUCACCAAGCACCUGAAGAUCCCGUGCUCGGUGCUGAUGGGCGCCAAUCUGGCCGGUGAGGUCGCGGAAGAGAAGUUCUGCGAGACGACCAUCGGCUGCCGGGACAUGAAGAUUGCGCAAACUCUGCGCGAUCUCUUCCUGACGCCAAACUUCCGCGUGGUCGUGGUGGACGAUGUCGAUGCGGUCGAGAUCUGCGGUGCGCUCAAGAACAUUGUGGCUUGCGGUGCCGGAUUCGUCGACGGUAUGGGACUGGGCGACAACACGAAGGCGGCCGUCAUUCGGUUAGGGCUGAUGGAGAUGAUCAAGUUCGUGGAUGUGUUCUACCCGGGCAGCAAGCUGUCGACGUUCUUCGAGAGCUGCGGCGUUGCUGAUCUCAUCACUACGUGUUACGGUGGCCGUAACCGUAAGGUGUCGGAAGCGUUCGUAAAGACGGGCAAAACGAUCGUAGAGCUGGAGAACGAGAUGCUCAAUGGCCAGAAGCUGCAGGGCCCGAUCACUGCCGAGGAGGUGAACUUUAUGCUGAAGAGCAAAGGCAUGGAGGAUAAAUUUCCACUAUUUACCGCCAUCCACAAGAUCUGCACCGGUACGGUGAAGCCGCAAGGAUUCCUGGACUGUCUGCGCAACCACCCGGAGCACAUGACACCAUGGGCAAAGCUCUAGAGAAAUGUCGCACUUGUUGUUACUCAAGCCAAACCAUUUCUCUGUAACAAUAAUAACAAUCACACACACACCACCACCCAAUAGCAAUCGAUCGCAAUUUUCGCGUGUAGUAGCUAAUCACAAUUCCUUCCCCCCUUUGACUCUUGUGUCAGUCAGGCAAGAUCAGUCAGGGAUCACAAUCAGAUCUCACAUAAUAGCUAAAGGAUAACGCUACUACUACUACUACUACUACUACUACCGCUACUACUAUUUAUCCUUACCUUCCAAAACACGGCUCAGAAGGUUGUGAAAUUUGCAUUUAUUUUGAGUUGGCAAAAGCAAACGAUUUUGCUGAUAAUACCAAAUAUCAAGCCAAGCUAACACAUUCCCUGUUUUUAGAAACAUUUUAUGAUAUUAUUUUCUAUUUUUAUUUUCUACCUAACAGUAAGCGUUAAAGUGUUUCUUUUAGACUGGUUUUGUUUUGUUUCUGUAAUGAGAUUUAAAUUACCCAAAAAUUUUAAAGCGUUUUUUUUACAAUAUUGCUUCCACAAGGAUAGCUGUUGGGGAAGUUGGGGUUUGAAAUUGGCGACUAGUGGGGCUUUUGCUUUCCAUCAUUUUCCAAUACGUUUAGAUAGGUUUAGAAGAGAGAGAGAGAGAGGUGUGCGAGUUGUUAAACCAAUCCAAAACGUCCAUCCAUCGUCACCGAAAUUGGUUUUAGUGUUACAAAACAAAAACAAAAACGGGAAAAACAAAAAAACAAUCCUGCAUGAUAUGUGAUACGAAAGCUGAUUUGAAAGUGAAUAAACAUCAACAGUUAUUGGGACAUUCGAUUGGUAUUCAAUUGUUGAGAAAUGCAAAACAAAAACAAAAAGAUGUGAGGGACCAAAUUAACUUUUUCUCUCAUAACAAACCCCCCCCCCCCCCCUGUGUAAUGUCGUAUGUAAUUGUCCAUUCCUUCUGGUUCUUCUGUUCUGUCCUGUUUUUACUGUUUUUUGAACAUAAUUUCCAUUGCGUUUAUCGUUCACAUCUUCGUGCUCAUCCGUCCAUCAUACAUCUGCACCGAAUGAAACCGUUUCCCGUAGAUCGCCCUGUGUUUCCCCCUGUACGUGUAUGCUCUCCAAUUGGCGAACCAUCAUAGCUGUUUCUUGCACCCUAAUUGUGUUAAGCAACAAAUUCGCUAGUUUUGUAACGUGAACUAAUUGUGUUUUUCCUUUGGACCUCUGUUCCGCUCGUAUCACGUCCCGGUGAAAGGCAAAAGUUUUCCUAAAUCCAACGUGAUACGCUAGUACGAUCGGGAGCAACUACUAAACGCGCCUCGCGUCGUGCAUCGAACAGCACUCCGUCGUGCGCUGAUAUAACUAUUAAAUUAUCUGGCAUUAGAAGAUGUUGCAAAACUUCCUCCGACCCGACCACCCCAUGAAACAGGAAACACGUGGCGUGAAAAUUCAUUGCCACCCACCCCUCCCUCCCGCCCUCGUCCCUCGUGGAAAUGAAAAUCGAAUCUUAGGUGAAGCGAAUUUUAGAACUUUCUAUUUGAUAAAUGUUGUUAUAGCAAAAUGGUUGAAGACCGCUGUACAUAGGACGUAAUAAAUUCGAAAAAUGUAGACAUCGCGAA